UCUUGGGCGCCCCCCGGUGCCGCUGCUGCAGGAGGAUUUGCACCGUGAGGCUCGGCUGACACCCCCCAGAUCCUGAGUACCGCCGCCCAGAGGAGGAAAGAGCCUCUGCCUCCUCUGCCUGGGAAGCUUCGGCGAUGAAUGAGUUCACCCCAAGGCCCGGAGUUGCCUGAGUUAGCAUCCCUGGACCCGGCUUCCCGGGCUGCAUCUCCAUCCCGCACGCAGCCGACUCCCCAGUUUGCAAGCCCGGGAGCCCAGGAGAGGCUGCGGAGCUCGAGUCUCGGCCCCGAUCUGAGAGAUUGGAGGUUUGUCCCGCUUCUGCAGUCUUCCCGCAACCCUCCGGGGGUCCCUUUGGUCUCCAUGGCAUCACAUCAGCAGUCCCGGAUCCAAGCUUACCUGGAGAAGAACAAGAUCGGUCCCCUGUUUGAGGAAUUAAUGACAAAGUUAAUAACAGAGACACCUGACCAGCCAAUCCCUUUUCUCAUUGAUCAUCUUCAGUCUAAACAAGGACACCGUGGACAACUCCAGAGAACUUUAUCUGGGUCUGCAGCUCUUUGGGCAGAAAGUGAAACCUCUGAACAUAAGGGAACAAGAAGGGACAUAAGAAAUUAUGAAAAGCCUUGGCAAUUAAACGCAAAGAAGCCUAAAAAGUCAAAAAGUGACCUUGCUGUGUCUAAUCUUUCUCCACCAUCUCCAGAAUCCAAAUCAUUGCCAAGAUCAGUAGAGCAUCCUAAUUGGAACUGGCGGAAUAAACCAGAAAACCGUGAUUUUGAUGAAUUGAACCACAUCCUUCAAGAGAGCAAGAAACUGGGAAAAGCCCUUGAGAAUCUCUCUCGAAGUAUGGCAAUUUCCGAUGAACUUGAUAAGGAAACAGUGACAUUUAAUUCUUCCCUUUUGAGACCCCGUGUGAUUGGAGAAUGGAUUGGCAGAGAAGAGAAUGACGCUGAUCCACUUGCUGCUGAAAUGCUACAGCCCCCAAUUCCAAGAAGUAAAAAUGAACAGUGGGAAAGUGAAGACAGUAGCUCAAGUCCUGCUGGAAGUUUAAAGGUGGAACCCAAAACUAAAGGAUUAAAGCAUCAACAGCAACAACAUAAGAAAUUACUGGCAGCAAUGCUUUCUCAAGAUUCUUUUGAGUCUCUCCAUAGUCCUACCCCAUCUGUAACAGAAGAAGAUAUUGAUAAUGAAGAUGAUGCAAUGGAAUUGCUGGAAGAUCUUGAUGAUUUAAGAAUGGAGGGAGUAACUACCCUGGUACCUUCUGGGAGCAAAUUUAACCAAGGUCGUGCCACCCACCCUGCUGAACCUCAGGCCAAGGUCACACUGAACAUCUGUUCAAGGUGUGCCAGGCUUCAAGGAGACAAUUUGGCUGACAGAACAGAAGACAUGUCACGAAUACUUCAUUCUCCAGAUGAAAUAAUCCCAGACUCUUUGGAUUCCUUACCUGGAACCGAAGAAACACUAAUGGAAGCUGGUGAAGAAUUUGAAAAAGCAUCAAGAUUAAUAGGUCCUGGUGAAGUCUCUAGUGGAGGACAGUCAUUGAAAAACUACUCAGAAGAAGAUGAAUCUUUAAAGCAAUUGCAGGUAGUCCAUCAACCAUGGAUCUUGCCAAGUGACACAGAAAGUGAAGGAAUAGAAGCAGAACAAGAUAAACGUUCUUCAGAUCUUCUUUGCGUUCCAUGUUCUUCUUGUCCUACUCUGGUCUACUCUGGUCUAUGAAGUAGGGAGAAGAAACUGCAAGUGGUUCUUAAAGAAUUUCGUUAUUCGAGUACUUGUACAAAGUCCACGAUUCAUUUAUUAUGUUUAUGUAAAUAUUUAGAGAAUGGUAUUUUUAUAAUGUUGUUAAUACAUGAGAAAUCUUAUAACCAGGAGACGUACAAGCAUAUAAUCAAUUAACUCUAACCCUGGUAAAGAGUUCUGAAGAUACCUGCUGCCUUUCGACAUAGUUGGUGUCCAGAGCUACUUUUACUUUAUACCUCAUUAUGAAGACUACUGUUUGAUAUAUCAGAUAUUGCCUGAAAUCAAAUAACUUUGCUGACAUUUUU
This is a messenger RNA of Suncus etruscus (white-toothed pygmy shrew), 2036 nucleotides long. It is a transcript of the gene C10H8orf34, whose product is annotated as chromosome 10 C8orf34 homolog. The record is from RefSeq and is a predicted model, not a curated record. NCBI's taxonomy places the organism in Eukaryota, Metazoa, Chordata, Mammalia, Eulipotyphla, Soricidae.